GCGCUGCAGGGCCAGCAACUCCCACCCAGGGCUCACUCAGCCUCCCUCCCGGCUGCUGCCAGCUCCCGGCACCCACCCUGGCGCAGCUCCUGCUACUGCUGCUGCUCCUGCUAGCCUAGCCGAAGGCGAGGCCACUCGAGGUCCCAGAGACUCCGAGUGGGCUGGGGGGCUGGAGUGGCUAAGACUACAGACCGCGCUUCUUCCAUGCCUUGAUGGACUAAGACGCACCCGCAGUGUGGGUUGGAGCAAAGUUCCAACGGUCCCGUAAAGAAGUCCAUGCGUGAGAAGGCCGUUGAGAGGAGGAAUGUUAAUAAGGAGCACAACAGUAAUUUUAAAGCCGGAUAUAUUCCAAUUGAUGAAGAUCGCCUCCACAAAACGGGCUUGAGAGGGAGAAAGGGCAACUUAGCCAUCUGUGUGAUUGUCCUCUUGUUUAUCCUGGCCAUCAUCAACUUAAUUAUAACGCUUGUUAUCUGGGCUGUGAUCCGCAUCGGACCCAAUGGCUGUGACAGCAUGGAGUUCCAUGAAAGUGGCCUGCUUCGUUUUAAGCAAGUGUCUGACAUGGGAGUUAUACAUCCUCUUUACAAGAGCACAGUAGGAGGAAGGCGAAAUGAAAAUUUGGUCAUCACUGGCAACAACCAGCCUAUUGUUUUUCAGCAAGGGGCAACAAAGCUCAGUGUAGAAAAGAACAAAACUUCGAUUACGAGUGACAUCGGUAUGCAGUUUUUUGACCCGAGGACUCAGAAUAUCUUAUUCAGCACAGACUAUGAAACUCAUGAGUUUCAUUUGCCAAGUGGAGUGAAAAGUCUGAAUGUUCAAAAAGCAUCUACUGAGAGGAUUACCAGCAAUGCUACCAGUGACUUAAAUAUAAAAGUUGACGGGCGUGCUAUUGUGCGUGGCAAUGAAGGUGUAUUCAUUAUGGGCAAGACCAUUGAAUUUCACAUGGGUGGUAAUAUGGAGCUAAAGGCAGAGAACAGCAUCAUCCUAAAUGGGACCGUGAUGGUUAGCACGACGCGCCUCCCGAGUUCCUCCAGUGGAGACCAGUCCGGUGCUGGUGACUGGGUGCGCUACAAGCUGUGUAUGUGCGCGGACGGGACUCUCUUCAGAGUGCAGGUGACCGGCCAGAACAUGGGCUGCCAGACCUCAGACAAUCCCUGCGGGAACGCUCACUAGAGGAACCCGACAGGCCCCCGGUGUGUUCACGUCUCGACCCGUUCUUAAGAGCGAGCAUGCGAAUCAUAUUUUCAGAGAGUUUGCGGUAACUUUUAUCAGCACUACUGUGUCUGUCAUGUGGCCUCCACAUUGAAGAGAUUCUCGGAGAGCCUAAAUUUUAACACAUUUCAUUAAGUUGCACUGAUCUUCAAAUGACAGUCUCUAAAAUAAUUAUGAGAAGUGAAUAAAAGCAAAAUUAAUCUCUAAAGAAGUGUUUUUUAAAGAUCCACUGUUCCUUGUCUAGAGGAUAAAGGGCUGAAGCGACUGUUUAGACUACUCACUGUAAGUAAGCUUUUGGUAACUAAUGGGGAUACACCCACUUAAGACGUUUGAAAGGGACACACAUGCUCUGUCUUUUGGCUUCUGAGAGAAAAGACAGAUCUUUGGUGCACUAACUUUCAGCUGUAUUCUCAAUGCAAGUGAAGUCAUUAAAGAACUUCGCGUAUGUGACCUGGCAUGGAAGUGUGGGUCCUUAGCUUUGUGCUAGGAUGAAAAUGCUCUGUUCUAGAAUGUUUCCUCGUUAAAUAUUGACAAGUAUGACACGUUCCCAGCGCUGUAGAAAGUGAAACACCGUCUCAGCUUUAACUAGCAAACGAUGCUAGCCGUCAUGCCUGUGCAUCUUACACAUCCGAGGCGCUGUCCCGGGCAUCCUGGUGUGAAAUCUAGUUCUCACCACAGCUCUGCAUGGAGGUGUCACUACUCCCGCUUUACCGGUUAGGAAACUGAGGAUCAGAGCAGUUAAGAAACUUGCCAAAUGUCACAUAGGAAAGAGCAGGGUUGGGAUUGGAAUUCACAUGUGAUUCAGACGUAAAUGUGCCUGCUUUCAAGUCCUGUGUUCUUUUCACUAUCUGCACUGAAGUCUUAAUUAUUUAAAACCUUAGAAAAGUGAACGAAGAUUAACUCAAACUUAACCUAAGAGAUAAGAAUCAAACAAAACAGUCAUGCUUAUUCUAGGUUAAAAAUAAAUAAAAUGGCCAACAGCUAUCAGGUUCUAAACUAGCUCAAAAUGUAGGUGUGGAGUAUCCCAGUUUCCUAACUGAUGGGCCUUGGCACUUUCAGGUCCCUGAAUUGGGUAAAAAGGUUGCUAAGAUAUUAGACCCUCAGCCCGCAGGGCAGUGCAGUGACCAGUGAGAGGCCAUGGCCCCAGGCAAGUCCUGACGGCUGGCCAGUGUGCACCGGGCCUUGAACAAAGUUGGGGAGCACUGGAGGAAAGGGUGCUGAUACAGGAAAUAACUUUUAAGCAAUUUUUGAGUAAGUACGACACGGUCUCUGCUCCUCAUUAUUACAGUCCCAUUGUAAUGACCUACAUCCCUCAAGCCAGGUGAUUCUUAAGGUAUCUUACAUUCGACUUAAAAGGAACCUUCCAGUAUUCAUCACACACACAACAUCAGGGGCAGAGUUUUCAAAACAGUUUGCCAUAAAAUAAGCAGUAGGGAUGAAUCCUAAGCCCCACUCUGGAUUCAAGUACAACAGUAUUUGGUUGGUCGUGGUCAUCGUUGUGAUUGCUUUGAACUACGUAGAUAAAAAAAUCAAUACAAAAACCAAUUUGCAUUCAAUCCAGUUCUCUCCCGUAAGACAGCCAAAUGCCUUAGAGAUUAUGAAUAGUCAUUAAAGUAUUUAAAAUAGAUUGACUUACUCUGUAACACUGAGUGCAGUUUUUAAAUGAAGGAGAAAAGUUGAACUUUAUGACCUCUGAGUGUUACUGUUAUUCAAAUUCUAUCUGAAUACGUUCAGUGUCAUUUAAUAUUUGAGUGAUACUCAAAAAUCCAUUGGAAUUUUCAGAUGCUCAGUAUAUUUCUAAUUUUACAUUAUCUAUCUGCUUUAUUUAGGUUUUGAAAGUUUCUUUAAAUAUUUUUACAAAAACCACAAAACACUACAUUACAUAGAAUUAUUUAUUAAAUAUAGUUCAGGAAAUAUCUAUUUUUAUUCCUCUUUGAGAAAUACUUGUGUUUUUGAUACAUCUCCAUUAAGUGCUUUUGAUGAGAGGAUACUUUGAUGUUUUUAUAGAAGUGAUUGGUAAGGCAACAGGUAUCCUAUUUUUAGGACAUUUUGCCAGUGACCCUUGCCUUUUCAUUGAGAUGUAGACCUGGAAAGCUCAGCGGAAAGGAAAUCAGAAACAAUCCGUUUCACCUGUGAUGUUUUGCACAAGGACGCAGCUUCAGCUCCUCAUUCUCGCCACCAGAUGGUGUUUUCCUGUAACCCGAAAUGUUAGCUUCGCCGCCGCUUUCUGCUGGUUGCACUCUCCUGCACUGAGCACCGAUGUGACAGGCUGCUGGCUCGGACAAGGGAGAGACACAAAGACGGGCCCCACGUGAGGGGGUGGACCCACGCUUGUUUCACCACUGUUCUGCAGAGACGGGUUACAGGGACGACAGGGACAGAUGAAAUGAACGCAAAGCACUUCAGAAGCCAGCCUGAGGGCAGACAGGAAAAUGCAAAACAACACAAGGGGGGUCGGCAAGAUUUAAAAAUAAACUUACUUGUAUGCUUUUUGCAUUAUGAAAAAGUAAACGUUGUGUGAUAGUUUUGAUGAUGAAAGGUGGACGUCCUACCUAGUUUUGAAUGAGUGUUUUUUUAAGAGGAUGAGACUGUUACUGCGCUAACUUUGACAAAAAAGAAACCAUUGAAAUGCUGAUAAUUUUCGUAGUCUUUUAAAAAGUGUGGAGGGGGCAAAGACUACGGAUCAUGCCUACAAAAAUAAACCUAUAACUUUGUUUUGGAUUGCUAACCUGCGUUUCAUUUAAUUCAGUUUGUCAUAACUAUUAAUGAUCUCUGUUUACAAUAAAGAUUCUGUAAAUUGUU
This is a messenger RNA of Suricata suricatta (meerkat), 4011 nucleotides long. RefSeq names its product sarcoglycan beta (gene SGCB). Lineage: Eukaryota; Metazoa; Chordata; Mammalia; Carnivora; Herpestidae. Gene Ontology annotation, cellular component: sarcolemma; sarcoglycan complex. Gene Ontology annotation, biological process: muscle organ development. The record is from RefSeq and is a predicted model, not a curated record. Bases 277 to 1170 code for a protein of 297 amino acids. The transcript has 6 exons.